Messenger RNA from Varanus komodoensis (Komodo dragon), 5411 nucleotides. RefSeq lists its product as uncharacterized. The record is from RefSeq and is a predicted model, not a curated record. The transcript is spliced from 2 exons. Bases 4280 to 5230 code for a protein of 316 amino acids. Lineage: Eukaryota; Metazoa; Chordata; Lepidosauria; Squamata; Varanidae.
CAAGCAAGUGAGCCACCACCUCCCCCUUUGAGGACCCAUGCGCUUCAGCAUAUCAUGGCUUAAUUAAUGCACCACCAUUUGUUAUUGUAAAGGAAAUGCCUCUUCCCUUUUGUCAGGUCAAGUUUAGGAAAUCUGGACUGAAGGAGAACUAUUCAGAUGUUAUUUAAUUGAAAAGGAUUCUGCUAUUUUUUAUAAAUGGUAAACAACUUUAUUUAAUUGAAGAAUGUUUAAGCAUUCUGGAUUAUUAUUUGAAUAGUAACAUUUUAUUAUCAAUGUAAAUAAGUUCCAUUAAUAAAACUUUUAUUUCUUACUCAUUUUGGAAAGUUAUUUCUAGUGGUGGUUUCAGUCUUGUGCUACCCCAUAGGGAUCAGGCCACAGAGUAUCUUUUAUGUAGAAAGGGUUUAAUUUCAGUGGGAGAAGUUACAACAUACUAUAGCUGAGACAAAGCUAUUCUAUUUCUUUCUCUCUUUUUUUGGCAGGGGGAAUAUACUCCUUGGUUUUGCCAAAAUAUAUAUUCCUUAAAUGAUCCUGAGUUACUCUUGUACACUGAUGUGAGCAAGUUGGUACUUGAAGCAGGCCACUGACUGAUUGUAAACUUCAGAGAGGUAGAAUCAGGAACUGCCCAAGGAGCCCAGGGAGCAAACCAGUAGGCUUUAUAGGCUAAACCUAUAAUCUUGAAUUAGAUCCAGCAAUACAUCAAUGACCAGUGUGAUUAUUUUAACACAGCAGAAUUGCCCAAUUCCAGUUGGGCAAUACUAUUCUGUUGUUCUUUGUUGCGGCCUCUGUGCAUCACACAUAUGGGUGCGGCACCUGGGCAGUGCCUAGGCCGGAAGAUUAGAAAGCUAAUGGUUUUGGCGGGAAAACUCCGCUCCCCUCCCCCUCAGUGGUAUAAAUAGGGCGGAGUGUCCGCCAUUUUACUCAGUCUUUGUGACCGCCGUUCACUGUGCCUCGUGCCUGUUCGUCUCUCGCUUAGAUCCUCAUGCUCACUGUUCGUUUUACACUUUUUGUAUAUCUUGUUGCUGUCCUUUUCUUCUGCUCCAAGUUUUUUCUCUUAACCCAUUCUUUCUUCAAACCUUUCAUUUCUAUUAAAAAAAAUAAAUAAAUCUUACCCUCUGCACUAUCUUCUCUCUUUCUUUUCGCAAUGGCGCAGCGAGCGACUUUCCGCAAAUGUGUUGAAUGCGGUUCCAAAAUGUCACCCGCGGAUCCGCAUGACCUAUGGCUCCUCUGCCUUGGUGAGGGGCAUAGAACCGACAGAUGCGGCCACUGCUUGGCAUUUACCAAGCAAGCUAGGAAAAAUAGGGAGAAUCGUCUCCGCAAACUUCUAUGGGACCAGGCCUUGAUGCAAUCCGACCAAUUGGUCUUAAGGCCUGGCUCCUCUUCGGCCGCACCCUCUCAGCACUCUGCCUCUACCGCUGGCGCGCCUUCGAAGCGCCCUGCCCCGGCUCCUGCCGCUCCUCCACAGCGUCCUUUGGACGAAGGCACCACCUCUAUGGAGGCCCAGCAGCUACCUUCUUCCCCAGCCAAAAAAUGGGAGAAGUACAAGCAUACCGGCUCAGACAAGCCUUCCAUGCAUAAGAAGCCAAGGAAAGAAAAGGUGGACAAGCCCUCUCGCAAGGGCAAAAAACCCGACCACUCCAAACAUUGUGGUUAGGGUUCAUCAGGCUUUUCAGUACCGACCGCCGCUGCGGUACCGACUCCCUCGGGAUUGGCCCUGCAAUCUGCAAUGCAGGUGACUCCACCGGGUUCCCCCAGGCAAUCUUUCGGCCUGAGAAUGCGACUCCUCAACAGCCGGAGGAGCUGCUUAGGGAGUCCAUCUCUGAUGGAGAGAUCAGAGACUCCCCACCGAGGGAAUGCUCUCCGACUCCAAUGCCCAUAGCUGAGCCACCUGCAGACUCACCAUCGCCUCCCAGACAUCGAAGCUGCUCGUCUGAGCACCGAGAUGAGGAUUGGCCAAUGCCUGGAUAUGGUGGUUUCCCUAGCUGGGGUAAUUACCAACCAUAUGCCCAUUACCUCGGGAUCGUAAGUCACCAUCGAUCCCAAGAGAGGCCCCAUCUACGUCGAGGCAUAUGGAGAGGACAUCCAACCUCCCCGGAAACCUCAUCUUUGAGUGACUGCCACCACUACCACGAAGACUCGGAUGAGUCGGAGGUCAGUUCUACGUCUCCUGAUGUGGCUAUCACCUCCCAAGGCCCCGCAUCACCUGAUGAAGCGCAUGUCACCUUUGCGGAGCUCAUCUCCCGCCUCAUUCGGUCUCUGGAGAUCGAGGCCCAUCAUCGCCCCGGUCCCAGUACCGAUCAUUUUUACGACAUCGUCAGGGGAGAGCAGUCCGCAGCCGUAGCCCUUCCACUCAUUACGACACUUUGUCAGGCUAUGAUCCAGCCCUGGGACCAACCAGCUCAACCACAGGCUAUAUCUCGUCAGUACGAGGCCAUGUACUGGGUUUGGAAGGACGACAUCCCAUUCCUGCUCCGUCACCCAAAGCUGAACUCGGUGGUGGUUGAGUCCUCCCAGGCAGGGAGUCGAGGAGUCACACGGCCCCUCGUGACAAGGAAGGGAGGAAAAUCGAUAUGCUCACACGUUGAGUCUGUGCGGCCUCUGGACUUGGCCUGCGCAUAUCAAAUUAUGAAGCAACACUGGUACAUUACCAGUACUUCAUAAUGCAAAAACUGGAUAACGUUGCCUCCUCCCAUGCAGACCAGCAAUCAGACUUGGCCAGAGUCUAUAAAGGAGGUGAUGCAGGUGGCGAUACAACAGCUCUCCACUGCCAGGCACCACAUGGAAACUGACUCGAGGGUCCUCGUCAGUGCCAUUUCUCUGCGCUGCCACGCGUGGCUAUGAAACUGUAAUUUUCCAAACGAAAUGAAGAGGAGGAUCGAGGAAAUGCCGUUUGACAGCACUGGACUUUUCCACCAGAAGACCGACCAUAAGCUGAAGUCGAUCCAUGAAUCGCGCAUGACCGCACGCCGCAUGGAGCUUCCUCAGCAAAAAAGUAAGUGGCAAUGGCCUCGAUCCUCCUAUCACCAGCAAUAUCAGCCUCGACAGCAGUACCAGCAAAGACAGCAACGUUGAAGGCAGCAGCCACAACAAUGCUUCUCCCAGGGCCGUCAACGUUUCGACACCGAGAAGCGCCAACGUUGAUGGUCUGGGCGGACCAUCCUCUCUCUCCACUCCCCACCUUCCCCUCUCCCUUUUGGGGACCAGCUCCAAAGUCAACUCCCCAUUUGGGAGUUCAUUUCAUCUGAUACGUGGGUAUCAUUCAGCUCGGAUAUAGGAUAGACUUCAAUGUUGUUCCUCCAUCGAGUCCGAUUUGUUUUACACCCUGUUCUUUGGUACUAUGCGACGAAGUCUACCAACUGCUUCAUAAAGGAGCGAUUCGACAGCUGUCCCACUCUGAGGGAUUGCAUGGAUUCUAUUCCAGAUAUUUUAUGGUCCCGAAAAGGGACGGUGGUCUUCAUCCAGUCCUGGACUUGCAAAAUGUUAAUAGGUACAGCAAACCUAAAAAGUUUCGGAUGACCACUUUACAGAAUAUCUUUCCAUUGCUGAGGAGAGAGGACUGGUUCGCCUCACUGGACUUGAAGGAUGCUUACUUCCAUAUUUCCAUCCAUCCUUCUCACAGGUGCUUUCUACAUUUCACUGUCGGAUCCGAUAUAUUCGAGGUCAAUGUUCUGCCUUUCGGUCUGGCUACUGCCUCUAGAGUUUUCACAAAGUGUAUGACUCCGGUGUGCGCACACUUAUGGACUCAGGGCAUACAAAUAUACCCAUAUUUGGACGAUUGUCUCAUUGUGUCUCAGACUAGACACGACCUUCUCUUAGCUGUACACGAGACUUGCGCUCUACUUGAUGAUCUUGGACUUUGCAUUAACCUCUAGAAAUCGUCCCUUAUUCCCACACAGGUCAUCAACUUCAUCAGAGCACGCCUCAAUUCUACUUGGGAGAGAGCCUUCCUCCCUCCGAACCAUCAACAUGCUCUCUGCAGCCACAUCCAUCGAAUCCGAGUACACAGAACGGUACCAGCCAUAACCAUCCAGAGACUACUGGGACACAUGGCUGCUGCAAUUGCCAUUGUCCCGUACGCCAGACUGUGUCUGCGGCCCAUACAGCUGUUCUUCAGCAGAUCAUUUCACCCACAACGGGAUUCUCCCACUAAGCUGAUCCGGAUCCCGCUGUCGAUCCUUUGUACUUUGACUUGGUGGACUAUUCCAGACAACCUGUCUACCGGCAUUCUGUUCCGACUGCCUCAACCAACAACAACCCUGUACACCGACGCAUCCUUACUUGGAUGGGGUGCAGCAUGUUCAGGACUUCGGGUCUAAGGGACUUGGAACCGACAAGAAACAACGAAGCAUAUCAACUUCCUCAAACUUCUGGUGAUUUUCAACGCUCUAAAAUCCUUCGAGACUGUACUAUGCGGUCAAGUUGUCCAGAUUGCGUCGGACAACAUAGCUGCUGUUUUUUACAUCAACAAGCAGGGUGGGACAAAGUCACCAACUUUAGCACGUCUAUCUAUGGAAAUUUGGGAUUGGUGUAUCCCAAGGGGCAUACUACUCCUAGCGGUUCACUUGGCAGGAACCGACAACGUAGAAGCAGACACGCUGAGCAGACAGAUGUCAACAACCCACGAGUGGGAGUUGGACAGACAAAUUCACAAAAACCUCUUCCGUUUAUGGGGUUACCCGGACAUGGACUUGUUCGCUACCCAAGACAACAGGGUAUGCGAUUGAUAUUGUUCGAGAGCGGGUAUCGGAUCAGGAUCGAUAGGGAAUGCUCUCAUGAUCCCUUGGGACAACAUAACUUUCUACACGUUCCCUCCAAUCCCACUUCUGACGAGAGUGGUGUUGAAAAUAGUUCAAGACAAUGCCACAGGGAUAUUAAUAACCUCGUGGUGGCCGAGGCAACCUUGGUUUACCACUCUCCUUCGACUAUCCAGAGGAAUGUUUCUUCAGCUCCCAACAAUUCCUCCAUUGUUAACACAGCAGAACAGAGCGAUCAGGCAUCCAGAUUUGACCUCGUUGAAGCUGACAGCCUGGUACAUCAGCUAAACCAUAUGACUGAUUUGAUACCGACAACAUCUCAAGCAAUGGAGGACCUGGCUCAACGAACUGUACAAACGGCUCCUCCCUCGAAUUCGACAACAACCGCUUCGAUACCGACAGCUUUCGAUCAAGAAAUUCAAGCGAUUCUCGAAUCUGCCUUGAGACCAUUCACCUGUCGGUCUUAUGUGGCGAAAUAGAAGAGAUUCUCAUCCUUUGCUGAAUGCCAUUCGUUUCCUCCUGGGAUGGCUUCGAUUGAGAACAUCUUACAAUUCUUCCUGGAACUGUACCACUCAGGACUUAAACCAUCAUCCAUUAAAGUUUACGCAGCUGCCAUGUCACAUUAUCGUGGCGCUGUACAAGGCUCAUCGAUCUCAUACA